Mesorhabditis spiculigera is the source of this 333-nucleotide messenger RNA. The record is from the annotation of a GenBank genome assembly. Lineage: Eukaryota; Metazoa; Nematoda; Chromadorea; Rhabditida; Rhabditidae.
AUGUCUGCCGACUAUCGAUCAAUCAUAAUCGUGUUGAGCCUAGUGUCAGCGGUCGUUGGCUCGCAGUCGCUGUUCGCAGAAUAUGAUGAAGAUGAACGCCCUCGUGUCGCCUGGGUGCCAAUUGUAUCCCGUAAUGUCAACUCCUCAGCUUCUUAUGCACAUCGAGCGAUACAAGAGGUGAAUUCGAAAGAUCCAAACAAAAUCCAACGAAUCGUCAAAAUGUUGAACGACUCGUAUAACCGUAUGGAUGAGGAGCGGCUAGUCCACGGAUCUGCACUCUACAUUUCAUUGAUACCCGUCUUCAUUUUGAGCUCCUUGCGAAUAUUUUUCUCA